Peromyscus maniculatus bairdii (prairie deer mouse) is the source of this 2123-nucleotide messenger RNA. The record is from RefSeq and is a predicted model, not a curated record. Lineage: Eukaryota; Metazoa; Chordata; Mammalia; Rodentia; Cricetidae.
GAUGGCUCAGUGCUUAAGAGCGCUUGUCGCUCUUGCAGAGGACAUGGGUUCGGUGUCUGGACUCACAUGGUGAUCAGGGGAUCUGACACCCUCUUCCGAACUCCGAGGCCACCAGGCAUGCACACGGUGUACACAGACAUACAUGCAGGCAAAACACUCAUACAUGUAAAAUAACCUAAAGAGAACCCCAGCCAGUCCUGGCCACGCCUCUCUCAAGCCCAUGUUUGUCUACUCUCUUAGUUUGGAGCAAUGGCUUUUCCAAGCCCCGCCCUCUACCUUUUGGUCCUGUUUCCGGCUGUCACCUUUUCCUCAUUGACCUCCUUGUGGCUCUUCCAAUACAGUAGCCCUGGGGUGGGGUGGGGGUCCUUUGGACUAGCUGUCCUCUCUGCCUAGACUGCUGACACCCUCACAUCCCGUAAUUAUUUGUCAAAGUGAGGUCUACCCGGGCCAUUCUAUUUAAACCACAAGCUGCGCACCCUGAGAAGCCCGUGCUCUAUUUCCCCAGGCAAUUUUCACCUUGUAACAUUUUCACUCUAGACGAUACUAUUAAUUGAAGAAAAGUUGGUAAACAACAACAAUAACGAAGACCCACUGCACCCCACAAGAAACCAUCCAGCGCAACUCAAAGCAGGGUGUAGCCUAAUGCUUCUCUCUCUCCAUUGUGAGGUCAGGCAGGGGAGGGACCUCAGAGCUGAGACCUAAAUGUCAAGGAGCCCUGAGGCUAGCGGUGGGGGUAGGGUGAGAAGAAAGGGCCCCCUCUGGACUUCAGGAACUGCAAAGCAGAGGGUGAGGUGAGAACCCACAAGCUCCUGGGCAGGCAUUUGAACGCAUUUGCCUUCAAGGGCUUCUGGGAAUCCCGCCUGCUUUCCCGCGGUCCUCCCUGCAAGCCUUUGGAUGGACAGACACCAGGCUUUUCUGAUAAGUGUGUCACCAACAAGACCCCACCUAGAAAGUGUGAGACCGUGUGCAGCUUCUCCUUCAUUAUAUGACCCCUGCCGGUUCAGCUGCUCUCUAAGGAGCCGUGGCGCAAGAGAAUUGGUUUUUGAUAUCCAGGUUUUUUUGUGUGACCAGUACCUGACCUUUGAGAUGAAUGGCAAGGAAGACUAGUCAGUCUCCUUCACAGAUGAAGUCUGAGAGCUGCAGUAGGAGCCACAGGACUGGGCUGCAGGCCUUCUGAGCUACCACCCCUCUCUCUCAGCCAUUCUGGUGGGAGCCAUGAAGCUGAACAAGAGGAGUGUGGCCCACUAUGCUCUGAGCGAUUCUCCAGCGGACCACACUGGCUUCCUUCGUACUUGGGGAGGACCAGGGACCCCUCCUGCUUCCGGUGGUGCUGGCCGGAGAUGCUGGUUUGUUCUCAAGGGCAACCUACUGUUCUGUUUCGAGAGCAGAGAAAGCCGGGCUCCUCUGAGCCUGGUGGUAUUGGAGGGCUGCACGGUGGAGCUGGCUGAGGCUCCUGUGCCCGAGGAAUUUGCCUUCGCCAUUCGCUUUGAUGCCCCUGGAGUGCGCCCGCACCUGCUGGCCGCGGAUGGCCAGGUUGCCCAGGAGGCCUGGGUGAAGGCCCUGUCCCGAGCCAGCUUUGGCUACAUGCGACUUGUGGUACGAGAACUGGAGAGCCAGUUGCAGAAUGCCCGGCAGAGCCUGGCCUUGCAUCGCUGUGCAUCCCAGAAGUCUGUUGCCAGCUGCAGUAAGCCUCAGCCUCCGGACCGGCGGGCUCCGGGCCCUGAGAAUGGCCACCUUCUCCCCAGGGAACGAAACUCCAAUGGUUCUGUGGAAGAAAGGGGGAGCAGGCCAGUGGGUCGGGAUUUGACUGAGUGGGAGUUACAGGGCCCUGCCAGCCUCCUCCUAAGCCGGGGACAGAGCCCUGUGUCCCCUGAGACCUCCUGUUUCUCUACCCUGCAUGACUGGUAUGGGAAGGAGAUUCUGGAGCUGAGGCGAGGAUGGCAGCAGAGGGCCAGUGGGAGCCAGCCGGAGAGCAAGCAACAGAACAGCCCCUGAGGCAGGACCUCUGAGCUGUGGCCCUGUCCUGCUGGUUGGGAUGCUGGGGUCGGUACUUCAGGAGUUAAAUGUUUACUCACUUCCCAUGGUGUGUGUGUGUGUGUGUGUGUGUGUGUGUGUGUGUGUGU